AUGAUCGUUCUGACAGCAUCGCACUCAGUGACAUGGUACGUUAUCGCUAGAGUGCUCCAAGGCGCGGCAACAGCCAUGGUCUCGGUAGCAGGUCUUUCGAUCGUGACAGAUGCAGUAGAUAAAGCUAGUCUCGGACAGAUGAUUGGGUACAUUGGCACCGCGAUGACGCUAGGAUUCAUGUCUGGACCACUGCUUGGCGGACUGGUCUAUGAAGUCGGAGGGUUCCAUGCUGUCUUUGGCAUGGCUUUUGGAAUAGUGGCUCUGGACUUCUUUCUAAGACUUGCUGUUGCUGAGAAGAGGACUGCUGAGCGUUGGUUGUGUCUCACUGAUGGUGAACGACCUUCGCAGGAGAACGGUUAUGUCUCGGAGCAGCCGCCUUAUGGAGCUAUUGCAACGAUAAGUAGUAGCGCAGAAGCCGCGGAGAUGUCGAAGAGUGCUUUCGCACUGUGGAAGCUUUUGAAACAGCCGCGGAUGCUGGUUAGUCUGUGGGCAGUCGUUGUUGGAGCUCUCGUGGUCUCAGCAUUUGAUGCGACGCUCCCAAUUUUUGUGGAGAACACAUUCCAGUGGAGUGUCCUCGGCGCAGGUCUCAUCUUCUUGCCAGGUGCCGCAGCAGCCGUUUUCCAGCCAUUUUUUGGAUUCCUUUCUGACCGUCUUGGACCGAGGGUCAUUGCAUUUGCAAGCUUUGCCCUUCAGGCUCCGAGUCUAAUCUGUCUUCGCUUUGUCCAGGAAAACUCACCGUUCCACAUAGCUCUUCUUUGCGUGAUUCUGGUCAUUGUCGGAAUGUGUAUCGACUUAGGCGAACCGGCCUUGCUCGUGGAGAUACAGCGUGUCUUGGAUGACAUGGAAGCUGAAGAACCCGGAGUGUUUGGAGGAAGAGGCGCCGUGGCCCAGGCUUUCAGCCUAGAGAAUAUGGCGCAUUUCGGUGGGCUGGCACUAGGGCCCAUGGUGGGUGGGUUUGUGGAGUUUCAGUACGGCUGGGGAGUUAUGACACUGGCGCUUGGAGUUCUUUCUGCUGUCACUGCGAUACCUAUGUUAUGGCUGAGUGGUGCUAUAGUUGAAGACUCCUGGACGGAGUCUGCCCAAGAGAUAGAGCGUGAGCCUCUGUUGCCGGAGUAA
Messenger RNA from Penicillium bovifimosum, 1116 nucleotides. Its product is annotated as MFS transporter. The record is from RefSeq and is a predicted model, not a curated record. The coding region runs from base 1 to 1116 and encodes 371 amino acids. Gene Ontology annotation, molecular function: transmembrane transporter activity. Gene Ontology annotation, biological process: transmembrane transport. NCBI's taxonomy places the organism in Eukaryota, Fungi, Ascomycota, Eurotiomycetes, Eurotiales, Aspergillaceae. The transcript is spliced from 3 exons.